Messenger RNA from Impatiens glandulifera, 666 nucleotides. RefSeq lists its product as uncharacterized. Gene Ontology annotation, biological process: regulation of flower development. Gene Ontology annotation, molecular function: protein binding. Bases 1 to 666 code for a protein of 221 amino acids. The transcript has 3 exons. NCBI's taxonomy places the organism in Eukaryota, Viridiplantae, Streptophyta, Magnoliopsida, Ericales, Balsaminaceae. The record is from RefSeq and is a predicted model, not a curated record.
AUGCCGCCGAAUUCUAACAAUGCAUAUGAGGAAGAGAUAAUCUCGCUCAUUCCAAAUCCUAGAUCAUUUUCCCCGACAUCAGACAUCAUCACACCUAACCAUACCCCAUAUCCUAAUUUCAACCAUAGUACAUCUUAUAACCAUAUCCCCGGCCUCCAUCCUUUUAACGAUAAUAAUGUCAAUGUCAAUGUCAAUGCCAAUGCCAUUGUCAAUCUCGACGGCGUCGUCAAUACCAAUUUCAAUGUCGACGCCAAUCUCUACACCGCCUCCACCUUUCCGACCAAUCAGAAUAAUCAUAAUGGAUACGAUAAUAUCCUCUCUAUGCUCUAUGCUCAAGAAGAACCGAUUAGGAAAGCUACCGACUUUAAUAUUUUUCAUCGCCCUAGAAGUGGUGGUUUUCAAGUGCCUAAGAUCUCGGCUGAAGAGAGGAAAAUAAAGGUUGAUAGGUAUUUAAAGAAGAAACAAGAGAGGAACUUUUCCAAGAGAAUCCGGUAUGUUGCAAGAAAGACUUUAGCUGACACUAGGAAGAGAUCAGAGAAAGGGAGAUUUAUUAAAAAAGAGAAAUCUGGGGAAGGCUCAUCAGACACAAACAAAGAUAAUAUUGAGUUUUUGGACCCCAAUGGAUCAACUAGCAUGAGAGAGGAAACAACUUGGGGGAAUCAUUGA